CCGCUGCUAGGACCCGUACUUCCGGCUGUGGUUCGGCAAUAGCAGCGGCCGUUAGCUGUAGCUGCUGCUCGGAGCGGAUCUCAUCUCCCGGAUUCUCUGAGCGGCUCCCCGGUCCCCACUGCCCUCUGGAUCCGCCUAAAGCCGCUCCUCUGUCGGUUCCGAGCCGCCAGCCGAGCGCUAACGCGGGGCUUUGUCCGGAUUCAGGUCCGGUCCUUCCAGUUAGCAUCGAGCCAUCAGCUAGCUUCCUGCCGAUGAAAACAUCGCGAGGAAAACUUCGCUGACAGAAGAUCCUGUGGAACACCUGAAUUCCUUACCUGAUGGAACAACAUCCCGACUCUAAACACCUGUAGAGACCCUCUAACACCUGGCCAGGUGGAUCCAGGUUCCGGCUCGGUCUUGCUGGAACUGAAUCUGAGUCACCUUCACGAAGUGGACCAGAACCAUGCUGACCUAGGAACGGGUUUGGGAGCACCAGAGUCUUGCAGCGGCCGCCGCCAUGUCGGAGAACCAGGCCAACAACAACAACGUUCCUCUGAACAACAACAUGGGGCCCAACCGGAUCCGGAACCCCAACAUCAACCAGAACCCGCUCAUCAAUGUGCGCGACCGCCUCUUCCACGCCCUCUUCUUCAAGAUGGCCGUCACCUACGCCCGGCUCUUCCCGCCCUCCUUCAGGAGAGUCUUUGAGUUCUUCGUCCUGCUGAAGGCGCUCUUCGUCCUCUUCAUCCUCGCCUACAUCCACAUCGCUUUCUCCCGCUCCCCCAUCAACUGCCUGGAGGCGGUACGGGAUCGCUGGCCGCGCGAUGGCAUCCUGAGGGUGGAGAUCCAGAGGAACUCCAGUCGCGCCGCCGUCUUCCUGCAGCACUACGACUCCGCCGGCCUCCAGGGGGAGCUGCAGGCCGAGGAGCUGCAGGCCGAACCAGGAGGAGGCGCAGCAGUGGCCGGGAUCAGCCUGGGAGAGGAGGAGGAAGAGGACGACGAGAUGACGGUGUUUGAAAACAGCUCAGUGCAGUUUGAACUGGACAUUGAGCCCCGUCUCCAGCCGUCUGUGAUUGGAGGAGGCUCUAGAGGAGGAGCCAAUGACAGCCAGGACGUGUCGUUUAGCCCCGCCUCUAAAGGUAUGCAGCCGCUGCAGGACUCAGUGUCUGAGCUGGAGAUGAUGACCAGAGCAGUGUGGCCACAGGACGAGUAUAUCGUGGAGUAUUCCCUGGAGUAUGGCUUCCUGCGGCUGUCGCAGAGCACCAGGCAGAGGCUCAACAUCCCCGUCAUGGUCGUCACUCUGGAUCCCACCAAGGACGAGUGCUUCGGAGACGGUUUCAGUCGCUUCCUGCUGGAUGAGUUCCUGGGCUACGACGACAUCCUGAUGUCUAGCGUCAAGGCGCUUGCUGAGAACGAAGAGAACAAAGGCUUCCUGAGGAACGUGGUGUCUGGAGAACAUUACCGCUUUGUCAGCAUGUGGAUGGCCAGAACGUCGUACCUGGCUGCCUUUGUCAUCAUGGUCAUAUUUACGCUGUCGGUGUCGAUGCUGCUCAGAUACUCCCACCACCAGAUCUUCGUCUUCAUCGUGGAUCUGCUGCAGAUGCUGGAGAUGAACAUGACCAUCGCUUUCCCAGCAGCCCCUCUGCUCACCGUCAUCCUGGCCCUGGUUGGCAUGGAGGCCAUAAUGUCCGAGUUUUUCAACGACACCACCACGGCUUUCUACAUCAUCCUGAUCGUCUGGCUGGCCGACCAAUACGAUGCCAUCUGCUGCCACACCAACACCAGCAAACGCCACUGGCUGCGGUUCUUCUACCUGUACCACUUCGCCUUCUACGCCUACCACUACCGCUUCAACGGUCAGUACAGCAGCCUGGCUCUAGUCACUUCCUGGCUCUUCAUCCAGCACUCGAUGAUCUACUUCUUCCACCACUACGAGCUUCCUGCAAUCCUGCAGCAGAUCCGGAUCCAGGAGAUGCUGCUCCAGAACCAGCAGGCGGGUCAGAACCAGACGGCUCUGCAGGACAACCUCAACAACAACAACGCCGCCGCCGCCGGCGGGCCGGAACCCGCUGGGACCGGUCAGUCAGCAGACAGCACCGUUGAGUCGCCGCCGGCCGAGCCGCUCCCAUCAUCCAAUGUGGCGGUUGGCGGAACCGGCGAGGUCAGAGCGGAGCUUAACUGGGUCGCUCAGACCGCCGCUGUCAUCACAGAGGCGCUGGGCUCUUCCGUUGACUCGGGAGGAAGUCAGGGAUCGGCGGAGAUCAAUGUUGAGUUCUGGAUGGGUGGGGCAGCAGGUGAAGCUCCUGAUGGCUCAUUGGAGGAUAAAGCUCAAGGGGGCGGAGCUGAAGCCUCACCUGGUGAUAGUAGGCGCCAGGGGGCGGAGCCUUGUGAAAGCCUUGCCCUUCACACAGACUGCCCCGCUCCUCAGAGCUCAGGUACAGACAGCGAGUCACCUGGGCAACAGAGCUCCGCCCCCCUCGGCACGUCGUGAGCGUCCAGGUGAGCUGAUGACAUCACGGCACCACCUGAAGGCUAUGGACCGUCAGCUGAUCACUGGGCUGCACUUUACUCCAAUUAAUCAAUUAAUUAAUUAACUGAUCCAUCAAUUAACCAAUGAAUGAGCUGAUCUGAGGGUAGCCCCGCCCCCAGUCGACGCUCAGCAGGGUGACCUUCUUCGAGGUGUGACCAAUAGGUGAACUGAGGUUCUGACCCUUCUGGACACCCACAGCUCUGAUCCGGUUCUGCUGAGGGAUGAUUGACUCAUCAGGUUCUGGUUCUGACCCGUUCUGUUGGACUGAAACCCAGAUGGAACUCUAAUUCUGCUUUUAUUUUGUAGAACACCGAUUGGCUGUUGCUGAUUAAGCUCCGCCUCUUUGAGGGCGUGUCCUAUGUUUACGUAUUCAGGCUGCAUGAGUUCACCUGUUCAGAACCAGAACCUCAUCACCUCCAUGUUCUGAUUGUGACAUUGAAGGUGGGGCCUCGUGGUGGGCGGGGCCUCGUGGUGGGCGGGGCCUGGGUGGUUUCUUCUUGAUGCUCCUGCUGGUCGACUGGAGUGUUAGGAACCAGUGGAACCAGUGGAACAGGUGAGGCCUCCUGCAGACGGAUCAGACUCACCUGAAGGUCAAAAAUAAAGAGUUGUGGAACCAGCUGGCUUCCUGUGGUCUGUAUCUUACCUGGUAACCGGGUCAGAACCGUGACCCAGUUUGAAACGGCUGAAAGCUCUAGAAACAGAUGACCCGGUUCACCGAGCUGGAACCAGAUCUUGGUCAGGUUAAGACCCCUUAGAGGGAGGCAGAACCCGUUUGGACCGGGCCGGGCCUGCUAGGCCAGUCUGUUUCUGAUUCUGCUGGUAGCCCAGAGAUGAAAGUUGGUGAGGGUGAGGGAAAAUUUAAUGGUUCGGGUUCAUUUAAAGGGCCAGCACUGUGAUUGUAGAGCAAAAUCAGCUUCCUGUUGUACAAACGCUGCAUCAAAUGUAGCUGAAAUUAUCCAUGAUUAGUUGAAACAAUCAACUCUAUUUGAGAAAUAUUUAUUUUGGAUGUAAAAACAGUACCGUAAUGCUGUCUUCAUACAUUUUAAUAAAAUAUUGUCACAUGAAAGUCA
Molecule: messenger RNA, 3579 nt
Organism: Xiphophorus maculatus (southern platyfish)
Lineage: Eukaryota; Metazoa; Chordata; Actinopteri; Cyprinodontiformes; Poeciliidae
Gene: tmem259
Product: transmembrane protein 259
Exons: 13
Coding region: 497-2470 (657 amino acids)
Biological process (GO): response to endoplasmic reticulum stress; positive regulation of ERAD pathway
Cellular component (GO): endoplasmic reticulum
Source: RefSeq, a predicted model, not a curated record